AAAAAUCCAAGGAUUAUAAUUGUGACUGUGCCAACAUUUUUAUAAGCAAGGUGGCGGCAAAUGAAUUUUAAUUUGCUGCUAGCAAAAUAUUUGCAGCCCGAAUUUCCGAACUUCCAAGCCUUGUUCCAGUUUAAUGAAAUAUUGUUUUGUUUUCUUUUAGCAAUGGAUAUUAGAAGUCUAAAUGGAUUUUCUUUGUUAUCUUUAAAACCUUCCAACAUUCACAACAAACUUUAAGCAUAUUUACUUACCACAAGGAAAAAAGAGUUUCCACCAGCAGCAGCAGUGAAUAGCAACAAAAUGCAAAAGGCAACUAAUUUCAUUAAUUCGACAAAGCUACCAAAUAAGUUCGUAAUCAAAUCCAGUACUUCAGCCAAGCAAAAGUUUCAUUUACAGCCGGAUUUCCAAAGAUUAACAAAUCUACCUCCCACGCACACAAUGGACCUAACUGGCCUCCGAGUGAACUCAUCCAUGGUGGGCAACCCAUUCAACCGACCCCCCAGACAGCUUUUAAGAAGUAUUUCCAGUGACAGCUUAUGGUCAGAGGACGAAGUCCUUCUGGCUCAAAAUAAUGGGGACGUUGCAACCCCAAUAUCAAACAGAAAACAUUCACAAAUGACGCAAACUGAAUUUUCCUGUAAUGCCAAUAUGUGUGGUAUAAUUAAUGCAAACACAUAUGAAAUCAAUUGUUUCUACUGCCACAAAAUCUUUCCCCUUAAGAAAUGGCCAUUCUUUACAAACCAUCUAAAACUUAUGCAUUCACCGUUAGAUGAAUCCAACAACAGAGCUGAUGAAGAGAAGAUGGAUUUCCAAAUUUCCAAGGAAACUGUUCAACAUUCAGAUAUAGAGUUUAACAAUGAUUGUUCCAAUGCAACCCAAACAUUUCAGAGGAAUCGCAAACGUUCCAUGUGUUAUGAAGAAGAAUACCAAAAUAUUGAAUUUUUAGAGGAGGAACCAAAAACGAAAAAACACAUUUCCUUGCAUCAAAGCCCUUUAGAUAGUGAAUUAUCUGCCUUAUGCGAAUCCCCUUCCGAUUCGUUAAAUCCAACAAAUAACAACAAAGACCAAAAAAGCAAACAGACUGAUACAAUGAUAAUCGAUGAUAAUCCCAUGGAAUACGCUGUGGAUGAUGACAUAACUCAAAUCUCAUACAACGGUCAAGAGGUCUAUUUGCCUCGUUCCUUAGAAGCUUACAUUAGCACAGAUGGAAAGAUCGCAACCAAAGCCAUAGCUUUGAAGCAAUGCAGCACUUUUGAUGAAUAUAUAAAAUCGGCUGAUGUAAAGGAAGACGAAGAAUCACCAAAUUAUAUAGCAUUGGACGAACGCAAAGAAGAACCACGUUCUGUUGAGAUAAUUUUUGACUGCAACUCAACUAAUUCCAAUGACAUCUAUGAGGAGGGGGAAGAAGAUACCACACCAAGUUUUGAAAUCUUGGAAACUAUUACCCAUGCAUCUCAAACUUGUUCGGAAACCAACACAAAGAAGCCCAUGGCCCAGGAGACCAUUGUAAGCACUGCCAUAGAAGCCUUAUCGCAGCCCAUGCGGGAUGCCGCUGUUAGCACCACCAUAGAAGCCUUAUCGCCGCCGAUGAGAGAACCCAUAGUUAGUACUAACACGGAUGCCUUAUCAAUGGUAGGUUUAUCUUUGAAAUCCCACAUGAUCUGCCCCCAUCUAAAGAUGCAUUUUACUCUCUGCUUCAAAGCCUACUACAACUACAUUGAGUGA
Molecule: messenger RNA, 1722 nt
Organism: Stomoxys calcitrans (stable fly)
Lineage: Eukaryota; Metazoa; Arthropoda; Insecta; Diptera; Muscidae
Exons: 10
Coding region: 298-1722 (474 amino acids)
Source: RefSeq, a predicted model, not a curated record